AAGAGUUGUCAUUUGUUGGCUGCGGUGAGACCACGCCCCGUCGCCCUCCCACACCUGAGCCCGCCCUCCCGCGUCCAUUGGGAACGCCACCGGAAGUAAUGCGAGACGGAGCGUUUUAGCGGAGACACUCACUGGGGCAAUCUGAGGUAAUUCAACAGACUGUGGCGGAGGGACCGGAAGCGCCAGGCAGGGACCUGGGGUAGAUGCUAAAUCCAAACUGAAACGUACAGGGCUGGAUGAUUGAAGCAGCAGCGGGAACUAGUCGGACCUCCGAGCUCUUUAAACUGUCCUCAGCCUUCCCCGUGGGAUCGGCUGGUUCUCCACGAGUUCCGAGCAGAAGAGGGGCCGGCGUUUAAGUCAAAGGCCUUGGGGCUCCGAGUCCGUUCGUCUCCCGUCCUGUGAAGGCGCGACCCAGUUCACCUGUCUGUAAAGUGAAGCCAUUAGUGCCUGCUUCGUGGUGAGAAAACUGGAAGGCGGAACGAGGAGGCCGCCGGUCCCAACCCGGCCCAGGAGCAUCUUUCUUCGCAGACCGUUUCCUGGCGAGGUGCGUCUUCGUCCUUUUCCGCCCUUGGGAACUUAGAGCGGCCCCUUGGCCGCUGGUUCCGCGCCUCCCGCGGUUGGGGGCGUGCCCGGAAGACUCUCUACGGAAGCUGGCAGGGCUGUGGGUGCUUCACUAUGGCGACGGUGGGGGCUCCGCGGCGCUUCUGCCGCUGCGCCUGCUUUUGCACCGAGAACUUGUACGUGGCGCGCUAUGGGCUGCACGUGCGCUUCCGAGGCGAGCAGCAGCUGCGCCGGGACUACGGCCCGAUCCUGCGCAGCCGAGGCUGUGUUAGCGCCAAGGACUUCCAGCAGCUGUUAGCAGAGCUUGAGCAGGAGGUGGAGCGACGGCGGCGGCUGGGGCAGGAGUCAGCAGCUAGGAAAGCCCUCAUCGCGAGUUCCUACCACCCGGCACGGCCUGAGGUCUACGACUCACUGCAGGAUGCAGCUCUGGCCCCCGAGUUUCUGGCCGUGGCUGAGUACAGCGUGUCCCCGGGCGCAGACCUCAAGGGCCUUCUCCAGCGGCUGGAGACAGUAUCGGAGGAGAAGCGCAUCUACCGGGUGCCUGUGUUCACAGCACCCUUCUGCCAGGCCUUGCUGGAAGAGCUGGAGCACUUCGAGCAGUCGGACAUGCCUAAGGGGAGGCCCAACACCAUGAACAACUAUGGGGUGCUGCUGCACGAGCUUGGGCUGGACGAGCCGCUGAUGACACCACUGCGGGAGCGCUUCCUGCAGCCACUGAUGGCCCUGCUGUACCCUGACUGUGGCGGGGGCCGGCUCGACAGCCACCGGGCCUUUGUGGUCAAAUACGCACCGGGCCAGGACCUCGAGCUGGGCUGCCACUAUGAUAAUGCCGAGCUCACACUCAAUGUGGCCUUGGGCAAGGUCUUCACGGGGGGCGCCCUGUAUUUUGGGGGCCUCUUCCAGGCACCCACAGCCCUGACGGAGCCCCUGGAGGUGGAGCACGUGGUGGGCCAGGGUGUUCUCCACCGUGGCGGCCAGCUGCAUGGGGCCCGGCCCUUGGGCACUGGUGAGCGUUGGAACCUUGUCGUCUGGCUCCGAGCCUCUGCUGUGCGCAACCGCCUCUGUCCCAUGUGCUGCCGUGAGCCCGACCUGGUGGAUGAUGAGGGCUUCGGUGAUGGCUUCACCCGAGAGGAGCCCGCCAUGGUGAAUGUGUGUGCGCUCACCUGAGCUUGCUUGGGCCCAGUGUGGGGGUGGCAGGGAGGUGAGGGCUCCGUUGCCUUGGGCUGGGGGCAGAAAUAAAAUCCCCGCAGCCUACUGCACUUAUUGGCUCAAGGCUGUGCCAGCUUCUGGGUCAUUCUCUGGACAAACAUGCUGCCUGAGUUCAGGUUUGUCCGAAGCAGAGUCUGGAAUGGGGCUUCAGCGAGGGAGUCAGGGAAGCAGGGGAGGGGAGGGAGCAGCUGGGCAAGGAAUUGGCUUCAGAGGACGUCCAGCCUCAGCUGGCCCCGCGGAGAGCUCCAGGCAGAGCCCACAGUACCACAGUGUGCCCACACCAUCGGUUACUGGCUCCCGGAUGAGGGGGCCAGAGAGGAGGGAGUAACUUCUCAGACACUUAUCUCCAGGGCAGGGUGCCUUCCAGUAGCCAAGGGAAGCCCCCAGAGACAGCACAGAUGUGAACCCUCAGCAGCAGGCAUCACCCCCAGUGGACUCGGGUGGGCCACCAGUAGCAUCUUCCAGAUGGCAGAGGGGUGAAUGGCAGGGCCGGGAACCAGGCUGCCCGGGUUCCCAUUCUGCUUCUGCCACUUCCGGCUGUGUGGCUUUGGGUGAGCCUUCACCUUUUGGUGCCUUGGUUUCCUCAUUUAGCACCUACCUUCUAGAGCUGUUUUGAGAGUUGAAUGCGCUGACGUAUAUAAAGUGCUUUGCAAGAGCC
Pongo pygmaeus (Bornean orangutan) is the source of this 2428-nucleotide messenger RNA. It is a transcript of the gene OGFOD2, whose product is annotated as 2-oxoglutarate and iron dependent oxygenase domain containing 2. NCBI's taxonomy places the organism in Eukaryota, Metazoa, Chordata, Mammalia, Primates, Hominidae. The record is from RefSeq and is a predicted model, not a curated record. Bases 676 to 1728 code for a protein of 350 amino acids. Gene Ontology annotation, molecular function: oxidoreductase activity, acting on paired donors, with incorporation or reduction of molecular oxygen; L-ascorbic acid binding; iron ion binding. The transcript is spliced from 7 exons.